CCAACAUCAGACGUUACAAUACAAUUAGAUUCAUAGGAUUGCCACACCCAAAGCGAUAAUCACUUAAACUCCCCCAAAAAUAUUGUAUUAAAUAAAUAAUUAUCUAUCAGCUGUAUUGGAGGAGGGGUUGUGAACCUCAGCUCCACCCAUGUAAGCUCCCUCAAUAACAUUUCUAAAUCACUUCGUUUCAAUUUGUUCCUCUCUGCAAUUGCAUUCCUUUUACUGUUCUUUCUAUUGCACACAGAGUCAAAGAAAAUGGGAGAGAAAGAAUCAGAAAAGCUAAUUUGGGAACAGAGCAGAACCCCCACAUCUGCCACUCCCAUUGCACAAACAGGGACACAGUCACGAACCUUGCCAAAGCUUCUAGUCUUUCUCAUCCUCUUCGUUUCCCUCACCUACGUUGUCUACACGCUCAAGCUCGUCUCCUCCUCACGCGCUUGCCUCGAUGGCCCCUUCUCCAUCCACACUCUCUCUUCCUCUUCUUCUUUCCCCUCCAAAACAAUCCCCACCGUCAAUGCCACCGCUUCGCCGCUCAGGGAACUCGCUGUUCACCGACGAGAGUCACGGGAAACUCACCACCACGACCGCACGGAGCUCCGCCACGUCGUGUUCGGAAUCGCGGCGUCGGCGAAGCUCUGGGAGCAGAGGAAGAACUACAUCAAGCUGUGGUACAGGGCGAAGGAGAUGCGCGGCGUGGUGUGGCUCGACCAGAAGGUGAAAACGAAGGAGAACGACGGGCUCCCGCCGGUGAAGAUCUCCGGGGAUACCUCGAAGUUCCCGUAUAAAAACCGGCAAGGUCACCGAUCGGCGAUCAGAAUCUCGCGGAUCGUUUCGGAGACGCUGCGGCUUGGGAUGAAGGAGGUGCGGUGGUUCGUAAUGGGAGACGACGACACCAUUUUCGUGACGGAAAACCUAAUUCGCAUUCUCAAUAAGUACAAUCACAAGGAAUUCUAUUAUAUCGGGAGUUUAUCGGAGAGUCACUUGCAGAACAUUUUCUUCUCUUACAACAUGGCUUACGGUGGAGGAGGUUUCGCUAUUAGUUACCCUUUGGCCAAAGCUCUUUACGAAAUGCAAGACCGUUGCAUACAGCGUUACCCUGCACUCUAUGGCUCCGAUGAUCGAAUGCAAGCUUGUAUGGCCGAACUCGGUGUUCCACUCACUAAGGAAAUCGGUUUUCACCAGUAUGAUGUGUAUGGGAACCUGUUCGGCCUUCUUGCAUCUCAUCCUGUGACUCCUUUGGUGUCACUGCAUCACCUUGAUGUUGUUGAGCCAAUCUUUCCCAAUGUGUCUCGGGUAGAAGCCCUUCAACGGCUUACCAUACCAAUGAAACUUGACUCAGCAGGGCUCAUGCAGCAAUCCAUCUGCUACGACAAAUCAAAGGGCUGGACCAUUUCUGUUUCGUGGGGUUUUGCCGUUCAGAUUUUUCGUGGUGUGUUUUCGCCUCGGGAGAUGGAAAUGCCUUCAAGAACAUUCUUGAAUUGGUAUAGAAGAGCUGAUUACACUGCGUAUGCAUUCAACACGCGUCCUGUUAGCCGAAAUCCAUGCCAGAAGCCUUUUGUAUUUUACUUCUCUAAGGCAAAAUUCAAUUCCACAAUGCAACAGAUAGUGAGUGAAUAUGAAAGGCAUCGCAUCCCUCACCCCGAAUGUCGGUGGAAGAUGGCUAGUCCUGCUGCUCUUGACAAAGUGAAGGUAUACAAGAAGCCGGAUCCUCAUCUAUGGGAUAGAGCCCCAAGGAGAAACUGUUGUAGAGUGAUGAAGGCAAAGGAGAAAGGGACCAUGGUGAUUGAUGUGGGUAUGUGCACGGAAGGUGAGGUAAGCGAAACAUAAUGGUGACAUUUCACUGAUAAUUACAUUAUAUUAUAUUAGGGAGGAUGUUUCUCGUGCAUCAUCUUCUCGUGGAGUUUCCUAAAAGAUUAUUUCUUUAUUUAUUGGGGUAGCUCACUCUGAAAUUUUUGUAAUUUUCCCCGGGUUUCACUCAAAUGGGGUGAGAGUUGGGGAAAGGUCCAUAUGUACAAAGAAAUUUGUAAUCUAAACAAAAAUGUAGAUGGGAUUGCCGAGGGAGAAGGGAGAAGUUUAAUUUGUAAUUUAUUGUCCCUGAAGAGAAUCUUUAGAUGCGUGCUUAAUGUGCCAGUCUACCAUUUUCACAUACUUAAAUUUGGUUCCUUCUCCACACGGAAAUAGUUGUUCUUGUGAACUUAAUAAUCUUAUAUCUGAUUUAUUACUACUGAGUAGAUUUGUAGUUUU
This is a messenger RNA of Abrus precatorius (Indian licorice), 2244 nucleotides long. RefSeq lists its product as uncharacterized. Lineage: Eukaryota; Viridiplantae; Streptophyta; Magnoliopsida; Fabales; Fabaceae. The coding region runs from base 256 to 1827 and encodes 523 amino acids. The record is from RefSeq and is a predicted model, not a curated record. Gene Ontology annotation, molecular function: acetylglucosaminyltransferase activity. The transcript has 3 exons.